This is a messenger RNA of Poecilia reticulata (guppy), 4904 nucleotides long. NCBI's taxonomy places the organism in Eukaryota, Metazoa, Chordata, Actinopteri, Cyprinodontiformes, Poeciliidae. The record is from RefSeq and is a predicted model, not a curated record.
UGAGGAGAAGACGAUAACAUUGAGUCACCUUGCUGCAUUGUGAACCUCUGGCAGCCCAGAGGCAGGAUUCAGCAGCAGAGAAUCCACUGCAGAUCUGCGCUGGACUGCGCAGCAACUGCAUGUGUGUGGUAUUAUCUGGACUCCAUGGAAAAAAGUCUUCGGAGUGGGGAGAAACGGGGAGGGGGGCACUAGCCGAGCCGGAGAAGAGGGAUCAUGGCGGCACCUCUCGGACGGGACACUCUACCUGACCACUGGUCGUACGGAGUUUGCAGAGAUGGACGGGUCUUCUUUAUUAACGAUAAAACUCGUAGCACUACUUGGCUACAUCCACGCACCGGCGAGCCUGUUAACUCUGGACACAUGAUACGAUCAGAUUUGCCGAGAGGAUGGGAAGAGGGCUUCACGGAAGAAGGAGCCAGUUACUUCAUCAACCAUAAUCUGAGGAGCACGUCGUUUCGGCAUCCUGUGACUGGACAGAUUUCACCUGAAAACAUAGAGUACACCUUACAAGACAGGAUAGAGUCCCGCAUGUCCAAGCUAACGGCCAAUCAGAGGUCACCCAGCAUGGUCACAGAGUCCUCCAGGGCCGUGACCCAAGCUGCAGUGGAUGUUGCCUCAGGAUCAAAGACCUCUAGAGGAAGCGGGAAGGUGCACAGCUUUGGCAAGAGGGAUCACGCUAUUAAAAGAAACCUCAACAUCCCAGUGGUAGUAAGGGGCUGGCUCUACAAACAGGACAGCUCUGGAAUGCGGCUGUGGAAACGGAAAUGGUUUGUUUUGUCGGACUACUGCUUGUUUUACUACAAAGACAGCCGAGAGGAAACGGUGCUGGGAAGCAUCCCUCUGCCCAGUUAUGUCAUUGCACCGGUGGAGCUAGAGGACCACAUAAACCGCAAAUAUGCCUUCAAGGCGGAACACUGCGGGAUGCGGACAUAUUUCUUCAGCGCGGACACACAGGAGGACAUGAAUGGUUGGAUCCGGGCCAUGAACCAGGCUGCGCUAAUGCAGCAGAGUCACACUAUAAAGAGAGAAUUGGAGAAGUCUGUUCAGCAAGCAGUCCCUCAGACCAACCAUGUCCACAAUGCUCAGAUCUCAUCCAAGUCAGACGGCACUCACAGGACAGACAGAGGAGAAGCUCAGGAUAACGGGAUCAGACUGGCUCACGGGGAUGAGGGGAGGUAUGGUUUGGAGAUCCAGGGAAAACCUAGCCAUGCAGCCCCACAAGAAAGAGUAGAGAGACUUUCACCAGACUCUGUCGGCGGCGGACCCCCCCACAAAAACGGACAGCAGACUGUGAUACAAGUGACUCUGCCAACAGAGCAAAAUGGAAGUGUUGUCUAUCAAAGGGGCAUUGUUUCACGGACUGACUCGGGGAAGCAUGUUCAGAGGAAAAAUACUCUGGCUCAGGUGGAGCAGUGGGUCAAAGUUCAUAAAAGUGACCCGACAAAGAGUGCUCCAUCCGUUGAGUACAACCUCCCUCGGCGGACUCCUCCUUUAAAGCCCAAAUCCAGCACAACGGAUGCUAAUUAUCAGUCACUACCAAAGUCCCCUCGCCUCCUGUCUGGCAGCAGCUCCCCUCCAACAACAUGCAACCUACCCAGUGACUAUAAGUACGCCCACGACCGGCUGAGCCACUUCCGCAUGUCCACCGACGAGCGAAUGGCCACGAAGGAAGGGAUGGUGUGGCAGCUGUAUGAGUGGCAGCAGCGGCAGCAGUUUCGUCACGGCAGCCCCACAGCUCCCAUUUAUACCGGCCCGAAUUUCACAGACUCCUCGUCCUUCAGGGUUACCGUGGAGAUGCCACGCUCCAUCUCUGUCCCACCGUCUCCGUGUGAAGUGCCACCAUCAGUCCCCUCCACUUUUAAACCUCUGUCCCCACGCAGGCCACACACGCCCUCAGACAGACGCACCGUCCGACCCUUAGACGAGCUGGGACUUGAAGACAGCACAAGAUCCAGCUCCCCUGGCAAUAUAUGUGCUCAUCUCUCUCAGACUUCCCAAAUAGAGAGAAGAUCCGUGCCAGCUAUGGGCUACAUCACACACACCGUCAGUGCUCCCAGUCUACAUGGCAAAACGCCAGAGGAGUUGACUCUGCUUCUCAUUCAACUGCGGAGGCACCAGGCCAAGAUGGCUGGUGUGCAUAGCCCCUGCAGUGCGUUCGCUCACCUGCAACACCACCAACACAACGGCCUUCUAGGCCCCAGCAUGCAGGCUGAUGAUACUUACAUACAACUGAAGAAGGACCUGGAGUAUCUAGAUCUGAAGGUCACUGGACAGGAGAGCUUAAAAAAAGGGAGAUCUUCAAGGCCUGUGAAAAUUGCAGAAAGCGACGCGGAUGUCAAACUAAGUCGACUUUGUGAACAGGACAAGAUUCUUCAGGAACUCGAAGCAAGGAUACGUAGUUUGAAGGAGGACAAGGACAAGUUGGAAUCUGUGCUGGAUGUUUCCCACCACCAGAUGGAGGAGUAUCGAGAUCAGCCGGCUCACGCUGAGAAAAUUGCCUAUCAGCAGAGAUUGUUGCAAGAGGAUGUGGUCCACAUCAGGGCUGAAAUAUCUCAAGUGUCCACCGAGAUGGAGAAUGCAUGGAAUGAGUAUACCCGACUGGAGAAAGAUGUGGACUGGCUGAAGUCAGCCCUGCAGGGACAGAUGAACCGCCAUGAUCUUUCCCAGCAGGAGAAAGUGCAGCUCAGAAAAGAACUGUGGAGGAUUGAGGAUGUUAUUGCAGGACUCUGCACCAAUAAAGCUAAUUACAAAGUCACAAUUGCUUCUGUUACCAACCCAGAGAGAAAAUUUGUGCCUUCAGUGCCAGUAUCAUCAGUGCCUUCUGUGUCUGGGAGCCAGACUGCUGUGGAGAUGAGAUUGUCCCAGCAGCAGCCGCAGCAGAGCCCCCACCUCAGCCAUGAACCCACGCUUACCUCCAGUUUCAGCCAACAGCCAUUACAACACUCUGCUACCAUCUUCAGUGGCUUCAAAUGGUGUGAAGAAGAUGUGCCUCCCAGACCUCCUCUACCUCAGCUCUACAGUCCAGAGGAGCAUCCUCCCGCAGUGCCGCCAUUGCCCCGGGAGACGACAGUCAUCAGACACACCUCCGUGCGUGGCCUCAAGCGACAGUCUGACGAACGCAAAAGGGAUCGAGAGAUUGGCCAGUACACAAAUGGGGACAGUAAAGUGGAACUGCGGCCUUUUCUGAGUGAUCCGGAGCUCAUAGGAGCCGGAGAUGGCUGCAGUGUUGUAGCAUCUGGCCGAGAUGGAGGUUACCAGACGUUACCAAGCAGAGGGGCAGCUAGCUCCUCACUGAGGGUGAAUCAGUCUUCGAGCAUCUCCUCAUAUGUGACUAUUCGAAGAUCUACUUCAGCUGCUGGUGUGACGGAGAAACCAAAAAGUGCCUUGGAGCGCCUGUACUCGGGGGACAAGGUGCAGCAUCAGCAGAGGGGGAAGAUGAGUGCCGAUGAGCAGCUAGAGAGGAUGAAGAGGCACCAGAAGGCCCUUGUCCGCCAGCGCAAACGCACCCUGAGUCACGGAGACCGACAUGCAUCUCCGACGUCGCGUGGUUCUUCUUCGUCGCGCCCGCUCUCGGCAGACUUUGGAUCAUGGAAGAGGGAGCAGGAGUUUGACCUGCAGUUACUGGAGAGGGCCGUUCAGGGGGAGGAGGCUCAGGCAGUUAGGAGUGUCCAGGGGGAGGAAAGACCCCCUGAGCAUAAAGAGAGACCCCGCUCGCAGUCUGACGAAUGGCUGACAUUCCACUCCACGGCCACAACCCCUCCCACGCAUGAGGUCGACCUGGAGCCGCUGGAGUAUGACCUGGACCUAAGCAAAGAGUUGUGCAAGCCUCAGAAAGUGUUGAUCCCAGAGCGCUAUGUGGAUUCAGAGCCUGAGGAUCCACUCAGUCCUCAAGAAGUGGAAGAACGUCAUCGGAAGGUGGAGCGUAUCAAAAGCAUUUUGGCAAAGUCAAGCGUGCAAAACAUAACCCCAGGAGUGUCUGUGGAGAAACCCGAGGUGGGUCAGGUGGCGCUCGACUCUGCUCUGCAGGAGCAGGAGAGGAUCAUCACCAUGUCCUACGCUCUGGCCUCGGAGGCUUCCCUGAAGAGCAAACUUGUGGCAGUUCCACCACAGGUUAACUUGCCCACCCCUCCUCCCCCGCCCCUUCCUCCUCCGCUGCCUCCUCCUCCUCCUCCGCCUCCUCCUCUUCCUACUGUAUCCGUGGCGCCUCCCUCUCCUCUAAACAACGGGAUUCACUACACUUUUGUCUAACGUGAAAAAAACAAAACAAAAACAAACUCAAGCGAUAUCUGGACACUGAGGUGCUACUUCACAAACAAAUGGCUGACUUCUCCAAGAAGAGAGGACAUUCUUUUAUUUUGGACACCUUUAAAUGCAGCAAUGGGAAAAAAACAAACAAAAAAACACAAUGGUACAGUGAGGCUUACUCAGGACUCACUCUUCUAGUGUGUUUCUUGCUGUUGAAAGUGUUUUCUGGAAUCAGGCUGAAGCUACGAGAGCUGAUGUGCUUAUUAACUAUGAAAGUGUAUAAGAUAUGUUAAACUCAUAAAUAAUGAGUAUUUUCUACAAUGUAUUGCUCUUUUUCUGUUGUACAUUGUUUCAUCCUCUUACAAUUAUAUUUCUCUCUCUCUGGUCAUUGAAUCCAAAAAAUUUUUGACCAGCUAGAGAACGUUUAAAAGAAAACCUGUCGAAAUGCAUAAUAAAAAUAGUAUUUUUCUGUCAUUAAUAUUCUUACACCAAGCUAUAUGAGAUCUUCUUUCUGUGUGUACAGUACAGGUAGCACUGCCAGUCUUCCUUAGGCUUAUUUUUGCUUAUGUCAGGAUGAAAACCUUUAAUGUAUUUUUUUGUGGGAAGAUUGAACGAGUGAGAUUUAUAAAGGUGUGAAUAUUAAAGAUCUUAACACAGCA